Anopheles darlingi is the source of this 613-nucleotide messenger RNA. It is a transcript of the gene Ufm1, whose product is annotated as ubiquitin-fold modifier 1. Gene Ontology annotation, biological process: protein K69-linked ufmylation. The transcript is spliced from 3 exons. Gene Ontology annotation, cellular component: nucleus; cytoplasm. The record is from RefSeq and is a predicted model, not a curated record. NCBI's taxonomy places the organism in Eukaryota, Metazoa, Arthropoda, Insecta, Diptera, Culicidae. Bases 141 to 416 code for a protein of 91 amino acids.
ACGUGUCAUCUGUUGUUGAUUUUUAGUGUAGCGGCCACUUUCUACCGAGAGAAAUUCCAAAAAGAGAACGUAGAUCCCGUUGCUGUUUUAAAUAGUGUGUUCUAGUAGUCCUUAUUUAGAAAAUUUCUAUCGAAACAACCAUGGCCACGUCAAAGGUAACAUUCAAAAUCACACUCACGUCCGAUCCGAAACUACCCUUCAAAGUAUUGAGCGUUCCGGAAACGACUCCCUUCACCGCGGUGCUCAAGUUCGCGGCUGAAGAGUUCAAGGUAGAUCCGGCGACCAGUGCCGUCAUUACGGACGAUGGUAUCGGUAUCAAUCCGCAGCAGACGGCCGGAAAUGUGUUUUUGAAGCACGGUUCCGAACUUCGGAUAAUUCCUCGUGAUCGUGUCGGUGGUUGCUACGUCCGGUUGUGAACCUACGUCUUUCGCCAACAAAACGCUUUUCUUUACAUUUAACUCCGUUCCGUUGCAUAUAUUAAUGUUUAUUAGAAUUAUGUGAUUUGGUAAAACGCUAGACUCGAUAGUCGCAACCCGUUAGCUUCAUUAUUCCGGUGCAAUUGUUCAUAUUCCGUUCGACAACUGAAAUAAAUAAUAUUAUUUCCAUUCGCAAG